UCGAGGCUCCUUUAUGGUGACGUCACAUGUUUUGGCUGCGUAAGUUUGUGCCGCUGUUUGUCACGAGCGAAUGUUGGUCUCCAUUUAGGACGAGCUGCGCCGCCUGGAGUGAAUUCCUGGCCACUGUUCGCAUGUCAUACGUUUGAUGUCACGCUUUAGAGCCGAGUGCUUUGGGCCAACAGGCUGUUGAAGGGGCAGAAGAAGAAAAGUUCGACCACCAACAUGUCGACGCCGCUGUCGAAGCCUCAGAUCAUCGCGCACAUCCAGAAGAGCUUAAACUACACGGUGUUCGACUGCAAGUGGGUCCCGUGUUCGGCCAAGUUCGUGUGUCUCGGGAACUUUCCUCGCGGCACCGGUGUGAUGCAGAUCUACCAGGUGCAGCACGGAGAAGCUCAGCUGCUGAAGGAGGUGGAGAAAUCCAAACCUUUGAAAUGCGGGACGUUUGGGGCGGCCUCGCUGCAACAGAGACACAUGGCCACCGGAGACUUCGAUGGGAAUCUACAGAUAUGGGAUCUGGAGAGGCCCGAGUUGCCGGUCUACAAAGUCAAGGCCCAUAAAGAGAUUCUCAACAGCAUUGAUGGCGUGGGGGGGCUGGGCAUCGGAGACGGGGCGCCGGAGAUCGUCACGGGGAGCAGAGACGGGACAGUGAAGGUGUGGGACCCUCGUCAGAAAGACUCGCCUGUUGCCAACAUGGAGCCGCUAGAAGGAGAAACCAAGCGAGACUGCUGGACAGUGGCUUUUGGCCACGCCUUCAACGACCAGGACCGCUGCGUGUGUGCUGGCUAUGACAACGGGGACAUCAAGCUCUUUGACCUGAGGAACAUGUCUCUGCGGUGGGAGACCAACAUCAAAAACGGGGUGUGUUGUGUGGAGUUUGACAGGAAAGACAUCAACAUGAACAAACUGGUGGCCACGUCGCUGGAGGGCAAGUUCCACGUCUUUGACAUGAGGACUCAGCAUCCCUCCAAAGGCUUCGCCUCCGUCUCGGAGAAGGCCCACAAGUCGACGGUGUGGCAGGUUAAACACCUGCCCCAGAACAGAGAGGUCUUCAUGACGGCCGGCGGCGCUGGUAACCUGCAUCUGUGGAAGUACGAGUAUCCAGCUCAGCGGAGCAAGAAGGACUCGGAGGGCCUGGAGGUGGGAGUGGCUGGCUCCGUCAGCCUGCUGCAGAACGUCACGCUGUCCAGCCAGCCCAUCGCCAGCGUGGACUGGAGCCCCGACAAACAGGGCCUGUGUGUGUGCGCCGGCUUUGACCAGACGGUGCGUGUGCUGAUCGUGACCAAGCUCAACACCGUGUGAGCCGCCGCUGCUCGGUCACGGUCAUGAAAUACCUGUCCAGAAACACGUUUGUCUUCACAUUAAACCUGACUUU
This is a messenger RNA of Synchiropus splendidus (mandarinfish), 1372 nucleotides long. RefSeq names its product dynein axonemal assembly factor 10 (gene dnaaf10). The transcript has 8 exons. The record is from RefSeq and is a predicted model, not a curated record. Bases 223 to 1299 code for a protein of 358 amino acids. Gene Ontology annotation, molecular function: ubiquitin binding. Lineage: Eukaryota; Metazoa; Chordata; Actinopteri; Syngnathiformes; Callionymidae.